UGAAAUUUUGCGUAAAUAAAUCACGCUAAGUCACUGUUUUAUCUGGAAAGGUACUUGGUGUAAUAAUAUUCUCUGGUGCAUGAUGGCUACAGUAUUAUGUGUGGUGCUUUUGCUAUGCGUGUAUGCCUGUCAGUGUGUGAGCGACUAUUACUCAGUGCUUGGAGUUUCUCGCUUUGCAUCUUCAAGAGAGAUCAAGAAAGCAUUUCACAAACUGACCCUAACACACCAUCCUGAUAAGAACCAAAGCCCAAACUCACAGCAGACCUUCACAUAUAUUACUCAGGCCUAUGAGGUGCUGUCUGACAGACAGAAGAGACGAAUUUAUGAUCAAAUGGACCAUCUAUCAAACCCUGAUCAGGGCAGCGAAAGAAUGUUCAAGAAAGAUCAGAAAGAUGUGGGCAGCAAUAAAGGAGCGUUUCAGAGUAAAAAGAGUUUCCAGGACUUUAGUCUAGAGGAGCUGCUUCAUACGCUGCAGAUGGAUGAUGACUUCUUUAUGGGUGAACAGCCUGGUUAUGAAGGAUGGAGUUUUAUUUAUGGGCCUGAGGAUGAUGAUGAUGAUGAAACAAUACUUGUCAGUGAUCUUUUCAAUAUGCUUUGAUCCUUGUGUAUCCUCAUGAACAUGAAGUGUUUUUAUUUAUAUGUGCAU
Messenger RNA from Danio aesculapii, 646 nucleotides. RefSeq lists its product as uncharacterized. Gene Ontology annotation, cellular component: endoplasmic reticulum. The record is from RefSeq and is a predicted model, not a curated record. Lineage: Eukaryota; Metazoa; Chordata; Actinopteri; Cypriniformes; Danionidae. The transcript is spliced from 3 exons. Gene Ontology annotation, molecular function: misfolded protein binding; protein-folding chaperone binding. The coding region runs from base 80 to 598 and encodes 172 amino acids.